AUGAGAUGCUCGCUCCACACGCUCCUCCUCCUCAGCCUGUCAUCAACAACCCUCGCCGCCACAAACCUCUUCUCGCGUAAGCCUCCCGCACGCCUCCUCGCCCAACUAUCGCCAUCCUCGCCCUUCCACGACGCCUCGUCCCACUUCCAAGACGCCUCCUCCAACUUCCAAGAUGCCUCCUCCCACUUCCAAGACGCCUCCGCCGUCGUCAUCGCCGCCCAAUGCCGUCCCGGCGAGAUAGUCUGCAACGACGGCUGCAUGCCCUCCGUGGGAGUGUGCUGCACCGACGGCGGCGGGGGGUUCUGCAAGCAGGGCUUCUCUUGCGUCGCGGACGGGUGCUGCCCCAUUGGACAUGUCUGCGGCGAUGAAAUCACUUGCGAUCUUGGCGAGGUGCCGUGUGGCGAGAAGAAAUGCAUGCCGAAGGACGGGGUGUGCUGUCCGAGCGGGUCGUAUUGUCAGGCUGGUGAGGAGUGCUUUCAGAAUGGGUUUGACCAUUAUUGUCAGCGUGUUGGUGGGAGUGGCGAUCCGAGUGAUGGCGGUGGAAGCAAAACUACUGGAGGAACCAUUGGUAUCGCCGAGACGUCAAGUUCUUGGAGUCAGAGCACGAGCUUGUCCAAGACGACCCAAGGAGAAGCUCCCGCUUCAACAUCGGCCGAGACUCAAGGAGAGGCUCCAGCCUCAACAUCAGCUGAGACACAGGCAGAGGAAGCGACAUCCACAUCGACAUCACCGCCGAGUUCCUCUUCCACACCGAUCAACCACCCCAUAGUCACUCCAUUUCUUCCGAACCCAUCAACCACGUCGACAACGACGACUGAGGUCAUCUCGUCAUCAACAACUGCAGCAACCGCAGCGACCACGACAAGUGGCGGAUCUCCAGCAGUCGUGAAGAUGUCGGGAGUGACAUUGGCAUUGGUUUUUGUAUCCACCAUCAUGUUGGUUCUCUGA
This is a messenger RNA of Trichoderma harzianum CBS 226.95, 948 nucleotides long. RefSeq lists its product as hypothetical. Lineage: Eukaryota; Fungi; Ascomycota; Sordariomycetes; Hypocreales; Hypocreaceae. The transcript has a single exon. The record is from RefSeq and is a predicted model, not a curated record. The coding region runs from base 1 to 948 and encodes 315 amino acids.